Messenger RNA from Aspergillus fumigatus Af293, 933 nucleotides. Lineage: Eukaryota; Fungi; Ascomycota; Eurotiomycetes; Eurotiales; Aspergillaceae. The record is from RefSeq and is a predicted model, not a curated record.
AUGACAAGCCCAUUCUCAAGUACGCUGGUCUCGCCGGCCGAAUUCCACGCCGCCGUGAACUCACCCACAAACACCCGACGGAUCGUCCCCGUAGCCGCCGGCCGGCGCACAGUACACACCCCCGCCUAUCAUGCCCAGCAUAUCCCCAACUCCGUGUAUGUCCCCGCCUCAACCACCCAGCACCAGCAUGCUAACGAGCACAGCUUCUUCGACAUGGAUCUCAUCAGAGAUACCACCUCGCCAUACCCCCAGAUGCUUCCCACCGCCGCACACUUCGCGUCCUGCGUAGCAGCCCUCGGCAUCACCAAGGACGACGUGCUGGUUAUCUACGACGCCGUAGACGUUGGGAUCUACAGCUCGCCGCGCGUGGCGUGGAUGUUUCGCUUCUUCGGCCACCAGGCCGCGCAUGUCUUGAACAAUUUCCGGGUGUAUGUGCAGCUGGGCUACCCCGUUGCCACUGGCGAGAUGCGUCCUCUCCCGUCUGUGGGCGAGUAUCGCGUUUCUCCACCGGACAGCGACCGGGUGAUUGCCUUUGAGGAGUUGAGGGAGCUGGUUUUGGGUGGUGGCGAGGGAUUCCAGAUUGUGGACUCGCGGAUUGCGGGGCGGUUUAGCGGCGAGGAAGACGAGGCGGUCGCCGGGCUGAGUUCGGGGCAUAUGCCGCGGGCGGUGAAUGUACCGUUGGCGGCGAUGCUGGAAGAAGGGUCGAGUACGUUUUUGCCGGUGGAGAAGCUGGCUGAGGUGUUUAAGAGGGCGGGGGUGGAUGGGCGAGUGCCGUUGGUGUUGACCUGCAAUUCGGGGGUGACGGCUGCAGCGCUGGAUUUGGCACUAGGUGAGACGGGUUUCAAAAAUGCAAGGCGGAUCUACGAUGGGAGUUGGAUGGAGUGGGCAAGGAGGGUGGAUCGGCCGGAGUUGAUUGUUAAGGAUGUGCAUUGA